UGUAUGAGGUGAGGCAUACUUGGAAGGGGAAAAGAUUAUGGCAAUCACACAAAGAGAAGAAAUGGCGAGAACCUGAACUAAGCGGUGUGACAGAACUUAACCUAGAGAAUAAUCAAAGUAAGAAAAGCAGGGCUGGGAGAACCAAGAAGGUGAGUAGGAUGGAAGCAAUAAGGCAUGGAGCUGUGGUCCAGACAGAGAGAGAAAAAGAAGAUGACUACAUGGGGCGAUGGUAAUGGCAUCCUGAAUACCCACAUCCUGUCUGGACUGUGAUGAUGGCUACAGUCUCCCUGGAGGGAUUACUGGGAAAGACUCCAAAAAGCACAAUGAACUACAUUACAAGCUUCCACUACUUAAGACCGUCUUCAAAUCAAGACUGGACUACCACUCAUCUGGAUGUUACAGAUUUCUAUUCUGGAGUGGUCUGGGUGAAAUGAGUUCUAAAGUCUUUCUCAACUCAGACAUCCUACAAAUUACAAGGGACUGUGCCAAUUAUGUCCUACAAAGAACACUUUAAAAAACAGAAAACCUGGUCCCGCAGCCUCUCCCAGCCUGGCCAGCGCUUUUCCCAACAACAGAGUAACUGCUCAGAGGUGGGAAAGUGUGUUGGAAGCAUCUGCAAAGAAGAUGUCGGGAGAGAUCUUCUCCCCUCUGGAGAGCCUCGAUGCCCUGGAGGCCUCAAAUGUCCACCCCCUCGUCUGCUUCCUGUGCCACGGGCAGUAUGAGCACCCGUGCCUGCUAGACUGUUACCACAACUUCUGUGCCAGCUGCCUGCGGGGCCGGGCUGUGGAUGGCCGUCUACCCUGCCCGCUUUGUGGCCACCCGUCCGUAGUGAAGGGAGCCAAUGGGCUGCCGCCUGUGGACCGGCUGCUGCAGUUCCUGGUGGACGGCUCUUCGGACGGCGAGGAGGCGGUGCGCUGUGCGAACUGCGAUCUGGAAUGUCCGGCGCAGGAUGCAGAGACCACCUACUUCUGUAACACUUGUGGUCAGCCACUAUGUGCACACUGCCGGGAGGAGACUCACAAGGCCAAGAUGUUCUCCUGCCAUGACAUUGUGGCCCUGGGCAAACGUACCAAGGAUGCCCAGAAAAAAUGUUCUUUGCAUGGUGAGCCUUUCAUUAUGUUCUCCACUGACAAGAAGUCCAUGCUCUGCAUUCGAUGCUUCGGGGACAUGCAGGGGGAAAGCCGGGCACACUGUAUCGAUAUAGAGACAGCCUAUGUGCAGGGUUGUGAGAAGCUGGACCAGACUGUCUUGGCUGUGAAGGCUUUGCAGACUUCCACUCGGGAGGCAAUUGCCCUGCUCCAGACCAUGGUGGAGGAGGUGAGACAAAGUGUGGCUGAUGAGGAGAGUGCCAUCCACACCCUCUUCAGCAGCAUGCAGGAGAAGCUGACGGAGAGGAAGGCGUUGUUACUGAAGGCAGUGCGGAGCCAGUAUGAAGAGAAAGACAAGGCCUUCAAGGAUCAGCUCUCCCACCUGGCUUCCCUGCUGCCCACCCUUCAGGUCCACCUGGUUACCUGCUCAGCUUUCCUCAGCUCGGCCAACAAGGCAGAAUUCCUGGACCUGGGAUAUGAACUCAUGGAACGGCUUCAGGGCAUCGUCACCCAGCCCCACCACCUGCAGCCAACGCAGAGCAGUAAGAUCACCAGCGACCACCGCGCUGAGUUCGCCCGCUGCCUGGAGCCUCUGCUGCUGCUAGGUGCCCGCAGAGCGCCAGCGACUGGGGCUGCAGCCACCAUGCUCUCUGGGUGUUCAACUACCAAGACCCUGAAAAGUUCUGGCUGCCCAUCCCCAGGUGGAAAGAUGUGUGGCUCACCUGUCCACAAGCCCACGCUGCACCGAUCCAUCAGCACCAAGCUGCUGCUGGCAGAGGGAGGUGACACCCGCUUCAUAGAGCACUGCCACCUCUAUGAGGAGACAUACAGGAUCCUGCAAUCCGAGAUCCAGAAUCUGAAGGAUCAAGUUCAAGAAUUACAUCGGGAUCUCACCAAGCACCAUUCCCUCAUUAAGGCAGAAAUUAUGAGCGACAUCUUGCAGAAAUCCCUGCAGGUGGACGGGCAUAUUGCUUCCCAGUAUGCCUCAGUAGAAAUGAUGAGGGCUGUCUUUGAAGAGAAAUGGGAGGAAACCUAUCAGAGAGUAGCAAAUGAGCAAGAAAUUUAUGAAGCCCAGCUCUAUGACUUGUUUCAGCUGAGGCAGGAGAACAACUACUUGACCAACAUCACCAAGCAGAUCACUCCUUACGUCCGCUCUAUUGCCAAAGUGAAGGAACGACUAGAGCCUAGAUUCCAAGAACCUAUUGAUGAGCAAUCAGAAAACUUGCAAAAAAUAUAUGAAGACACAGUGGUGAUGGAUGAAAAUCAAACCAGGAAUGAACCAAAAAACAGUUCUGAAGAGAAGAAAGAAGAUGCUGGAGUCCAACAAAGGGGACAGCCAAAUUCUGAACAGACUAUCAGAACACCCGAAAAAUAAAGACCAACAAAUCCAAUGAGAAAUAUAGGAUAGAUCUCACCAUCAGGAACGAAUUUAUAGCUUAGCAACAGGGACUUGCUUCCUUUUUUAAAGCAGAUUUAAAGUUCCCUUUCAUUACUCAUUAAAUGUAAUGGAUGUAGGGCAGCUAGGUGGCUCAGAAAAUUAAGAGCCAGGGUCCCAGGUUCAAUGAGCCCUGGAUGAGCCACUUAUCCCAAUCACCUAGUCUUUACUGCUCUUCUGUCUUAGAACCAAUACACAGUAUUGAUUUUAAGAUAGAAGGUAGGGUUUUUGAAAAUAAAGAAAUAAACAUAAUGGAUUAUUUUGACAAAAAUAAAAUUGUAGAUUUAGCAAUCAGGGUUUUUAAAAUUAAGGGUUUUUUCCCUUGCUUGAAUAAAUUUGCCCUUUUCUUCCCCACUCUUAUAUACCCAUGAGUAAAUCAUAACCCCAAAACACUACCAUUUUGGGAGACGAGAUUUAAAAACUCUCCUCCAGUCAAAUUUUAAAUCAGAGUGAAAAUCGGUCCCCAUUGGACAUGUGUCAAUCAUAACUCCUUCCCUGAACUAGAUUUUUUGCCAUCUCUUCUGGAUCCCAGCACCUCUACAAUUUUUUUUUUUAAUUCUUACCUUCUUUCUUAGUAUUAAUUCUAAGAAGAGCAGCAAGGGCUAGGCAACCAGGGUUAAGUGACUUGUCCAAGAUCACACAGCUAGGGAUUGUCAGAGGUCAAAUUUGAACCUAGGACCUCCCACCUCCAGGCCUGAUACUUUUAUCCACUAUGCUACCUACCUGCUGCCUUUUCCCAAUUUUUCAAUAAGAUUUUGCCAAUACCUCUCCUGUGAGAUAGAUAAUUCCAGUUUCUUUUCAGCCAAAGCUUUCCUAUUAAGGCAAUGUCAUUUGAAAAGUUGCAGUUAUGGGCCCAGCAAAAAGUGAGGGAACAAGUCCCUCCAGAUUCUCUUCUCUUUCAGCAGGGGAUAUGCUUACAGGGAAGUUAUUUCAAGUUGAUAGGGAGAAAUAACUAUCUUUCUGAAGACAAAGUUCAAUUUCUCCCCCAAAGACUGCCAUUAUAAGUUGUUCCCUUAUUGCAGAUAGUUGUUGUCUUUUAAACCCUGACCUUCUGCCUUAGAAUCCAUAUAAAUAUCAUUUCCAAGGCAGAAGAGCAGCAAGGGAUAGGCAAUUGGGGUAAGUGACUUGCCCAGGGUCACCCAGCUAGGAAGUGUCUGCGGAUAGAUUUGAAUGAUCUUCCCAACUCAAAGCCUGGCAUUCUAUCCACUGAGCCACAUAUCGAUCCCAAAGCAGAUACUGCUUUUUAACCAAUAAACCACUUGAUGAAGACUUUCUUAUAAUCUAAAAGAAAUUUAUCUAAAUAACCUCCCUCCUUCCAUCUCCCACCAGGGCUUUAAUAAGAUGAAUCUAUCCCGGAGCUAGUUUUCCUGAUUGCUGAGUAACAAGUAGCUCCUGUCAGACAUCUCUCCUCUUGGUAACUAUGGUUACAGAGAUGGAUGAGUUUAUUUCUGAUUGCAGUAUGCUGAUGGAGCACCUUAUGGUUACAAAGUACUUUACAUACAUUCUCAUUUAAUCUUUCACAAUGAUUCUGUGAGAGAGGCAAUCUAUGUAUUUAGAGAUUCAAGAGAGGUUGAGAGCCACAUCUAGAGAUCCUGCAUUCAAAUCUGUCCUCAAGUACUUCCUGGCUGUAUGACCCUGGGAAAGUCACUUAACCCCACUUGGAACCAACAAAGGGCAUUGAUUCCAAGAUAGAAGGUAAGUGUUAAAAAAAUAAAAGUGGUUGUGAUUUGGCCAAGAUCAUCAUCCUCGUCCACACACACACAAACUCAAGGCUCGAACUUUAUUUAAUCCAGAUGUCCUACCUAAUUCCUAGUCUUGCACUCUUUCUAGUAGCCCAACUGUGAGAGUGUAACCCAGAACUCAAGGCAAGUACAUAAGCCUUACAGGCUUUCUGACUCCCAAGUUCAGUCUGAUAGGAAAUAUUAGCUAAAGCAGGCAGGGUUAGACCAAGACUUGCAUAAAUAGAACUAUUGCAUGCCAGUGGUUUGAUAGGGAGUCUCCUAGCUAUUUCCUCAAGUUCUAUGGAUUCUACUGCUAUGAUUCUAUCUUGCAUUUGGUCCAGGUCCUCCUCUUCUUUCACUGGACUACCGUCCUAGCCUCUUUUUUAAAUCCUUACCUUCUUUCUUAGGAUCAGUUCUAAAACAGAAGAUUGCCUAGGGCUAAGCAGUCAGGGUUAAGUGACUUGCCAGAUGUUGCCAUAGCCUAACUGGCCUCCUUGCUUUCAGUCUUUCCCUUUUCCAAUCCAUCCUCCACUGCUUGGCUGUCAAGUUGAUAUUCCAGAAGCACAGGGCUGACCAUGCCAUUCCCCUGCUCAAGCUGAGUGCCUCCCAUUGUCUCUAAGGUAAAAUGUAAACUCAUGAAUUUGGCCUUUAAAGUCUUUGUGUGUGAUUCACUCUUUUUCACACAUUCUACAUUUCGGCUAAGCUGGCCUUGAUUUUUGAGCUCCCACCUCUGGGCCUUGCACAGGUUGGCUUCAUAUCCAGAGUGUUCUUAUUCUACCUGUUUCUUGGACUCUCAAGCUCAGCUGCCACAUGAGGCCUCUUCCUGAUUCCCCCAGUUGUCACUACUUCUCCCUCCCCCCUACCCACCAAAUUUAUAUAAGGAUAUAGUUUGCAAAUUCUAUGCAUUUACCUGUGUGGAAUGCCCUCAGCUGAAUAUUAGUUCCAUGGGAAUAGGGAAUGUUUCUUUUUUGCCUAAUGCUUCUUCAACUGAACUGACUUCCUACUUUCUUCCAAUGAAAUUAUCCACGGCAAUUUGGUAGAAAUGUGUUUUACACCCCACACACUCUUCAUAUUGAAAUCAAGAAUAGUUUUAUUUAAGAAUUGGAAAGAAUAAUCAAUAUCUGUGAAAGAAAAUUCAUUUAAAAAUAUUUAAAUAAACAUUUCUUCAUGUAAAAAGAAGAGUAGAACAAUUACUCCAUUAAUUGAAUACAUCCUGGGUCUGGGGCAGGCUUCCAAGAGUCAGGCACAAAGGACUUCUCCAGGUGAAUCCUGAUGAAAACUGAUGUCCCUAGCCCAUCCCAAGUGAUCAAGCCUUUGUAGGAGCAAGGAAGCAAUGUAGCAAUAAUACAGCUUCCUCCUACACUCAGAUUUUUAGAGCAUCUCCAGCUUAGUAGAAAAGCCAUAUAGAAUGGGAGCUCAGAAACUAGCCCAGGCAGUAAGGAACAAAGUGCUGAGGAGGGACAGUGAUUUACUGGACUCAUUACUAGGAGGUGAUUGAUUGCUUAUGGUGAGUUUGGGCUAAGAUUUCAUCAAGCCUUAAACAAAGAUAUUUGUAUUCAUAACCUAUAAGUUUAGGAAUCUAUCUAUCUAUAUAUACUUUCCCCUCCUCAGUCAGAAUAUCUAACUGAAUCAGGAAGAAUAUUAUGUAAAUAGAGGGAAAAACAGGACUAAUAAAAUUGACUACCUUUUAGGCAUCAGCAGCAAUUUGUACUAAGGAACAGACAGGCCCAUAUCAUCAUUUAUUGACCUUGAAAAAAUAUAUUUGGCUCCUAGUACUACUCAUUCAGUCAACUCAACCCAACAUGAUGCACUGAGGAGUCCUGUGGGGGGCCACCAGACCCUGAUGCUGAAGAACCGCUGCUCCAUUUUACACAGCUCUGGGCCCCAGUAUUUACAGGACUCUUUUUGUGGAUAAGAAUAUAUAUAUACACACACACAUAUAUAUGUAUAUGCAUACAUAUAUAUAUAUUCAUUAAAAAAUUUUGAAAUAGAAAAAAGCAUUUCCUGUCAUUUCAUUAUUUAGAAGGAAUUAGUGAUGUCAACUUUAGAGCGAAUGACAGAGAAGCAUUGAACUUAUCCACCUAAUUUUUUGUACUGUACACAAUUAUUGCUAAGUUUAUAUAUUUUAAAUGAAACUGAAGCUCAUGGUAUCAGAUCAAAGUCAAAAGUA
Monodelphis domestica (gray short-tailed opossum) is the source of this 6414-nucleotide messenger RNA. The record is from RefSeq and is a predicted model, not a curated record. NCBI's taxonomy places the organism in Eukaryota, Metazoa, Chordata, Mammalia, Didelphimorphia, Didelphidae.